AUUAUAGACUUAAGAGUAAUACUGUUGACUCUGACAGCACACGUGCUCUCAGUUUUUCACAAUCAAACCACACGUUCUGACAGUAGUUGUAGUAGUGGUCAACUAUUUUCAUCCACAACAACAUCAACUACACCUAAAUAUCCGGACACUUAAAACAUGUCGUGGCUUUUCGGCUAUAAUCGCAAUGACACCAAUCAACCGCCUCAACAACCGUUGGCCCCGCAAAUGCCGACCGUAUGGACUAUGCGAUUCUCAGCGGCGGUGAUGUAACACCAAUGGGUCGCGAAGGUGUGACCGCUAUUCAUAAGACAUUCAAUUGGGCCAACACUUCGCGCAGAGGACUUCUGCUGUUUGUCGACGAAGCGGACGCUUUUCUACGUAAGCGAAGCUCCGAACAUAUGAGCGAAGAUUUGAGAGCAACGCUCAAUGCAUUUCUCUACCGAACCGGCGAACAGUCCAACAAAUUUAUGUUAGUAUUGGCCAGUAAUACACCCGAACAGUUCGAUUGGGCUAUCAAUGAUCGACUCGACGAAUUGGUUGCCUUUGAGUUGCCAUCGCUUGAAGAACGCAAACGUCUGGUUAAUCUAUAUUUCGGACGAUUUGUUUUACAACCGGCCGCUGAAGGCAAGAGACGACUUAAAUUAGACAAAUUUGAUUACGUCGAGAUCUGCAACAAGAUUGCCGAAUUGGUAGACGGCCUAUCGGGUCGCGAGAUAUCCAAAUUGGGUGUCGCCUGGCAGGCAACCGCUUACGCCUCGCACGACGGCAUACUAACGGAACGUAUGGUUAUGGAAAGGGUUUACGAAGCUAUUGGUCAACACAAACACAAACUCGAGUGGCAGGCGGACGAAGAAAAGGCCAAACGAGUGAUGACCGUCAAACAGAAGACCUAUUCAGUCGUCUGA
Messenger RNA from Oppia nitens, 905 nucleotides. Its product is annotated as ATPase family AAA domain-containing protein 3-B-like. The coding region runs from base 237 to 905 and encodes 222 amino acids. Lineage: Eukaryota; Metazoa; Arthropoda; Arachnida; Sarcoptiformes; Oppiidae. Gene Ontology annotation, cellular component: mitochondrion. The transcript is spliced from 3 exons. Gene Ontology annotation, molecular function: ATP binding; zinc ion binding; ATP hydrolysis activity. Gene Ontology annotation, biological process: mitochondrion organization. The record is from RefSeq and is a predicted model, not a curated record.